AACAUUAAAAAAAGUUAUCGUUUUAUUCUUCCCCAUAGCAUAAUCUAAUAACAAAACAAGUUAACAAAUCACCCUAAAUUUCAAACUUUAAUUUCUAUAUAAAUCAAAUCAUAGAAAGAUUCAACAAGUUUAGGGCAAAAUUCGGACCAAUUUCACCCCGAAUUUCAACCCAAAUCACAUAAAUUGCAGCCAUAAAUUAAACCUAAAGAUAAAAAACACAUACCUUAUGAAGAUUGAAGAAGCCGAACAAGAGUACAAGACCACAACAACGAGCAGCGUGUUGGCUUCUGUUCUCGAAGAAGAAGCUGAAGUCGAACAGUUCUGGAACCUACGUUUUUCCCCCUUCUGCAGUUCUGGCUUGUGGCUUCUGUUCUUCUGGUUGAUGUCCCAAAGUAAACGAAUUUGGGUUUUUUUUAUAGGGUGGGCUUUUAAGUUGGGCUAUAUAAUGAUUUGAUUUGGGUUAUAUAAUAUACAUUCUAGUAUUCUACCAAAUAUAAUGAUUUGUGCUAUAAUAUUUGGGCUAAUUAAAUAUUUUAUUUGGGCUAUAUAAAUAAAAAAAUAAAACUGGGGGUCGAAAACGUAUAUACCUACAAAAUCCUAUACGAAACGUACAUAUAUAACAUUACUGACCGAAAAGUUUGGGGGGGUCGGGCGCCCCUCCCCGCCCCUUAAAUCCUGCGCCACUUAUAAUCAAACAGGUUAAGUGUUACUAUUGUUUGUCAUGGCUGCAUUUAACUGUUUUUUUUUUAACCGUAAGAACCCGUUACAAGUAAACUCAUAGGACCCCACGAAUGAUUAUAAAGUAUGGAUUAUUUUUAGUGUUUGUUAUAAUUUUCUAACUAGAAAUCUAACCGUUUACCAACUUUUUCUCACAACCUCAACCUUUCAAAAGAAAAAAAAAACCUCUAUUUCAAAUUCUAACCCAUUAAUCUAAGACACCACCACCACCGCCCCCACCACCACCACCACCAUCCCCUUACCGCGAUAUAUAUAUUUCACCCAUUUAACUAAAAGAAAAAAGAAAAAAAAAGAUGGCCGGUUAUGCCACAAUUUUGUUUCUCUUGUCCAUGGCUACAACCGCUCAUUGCAGCUGGAUCAGCGGUGGUGCACCUCCCCCGGUUAAGGCAGGAGACUAUGUGCCUCUAGGAGAUGACUUAUUGGAUAUCCCACCCCCCCUUAGCGAGCCUGGAUCCAACGACGCAUUGGCGCUUGAGGAGAUAGACUAUGCUGCCUAUGCUGCUGCCGGCGGGUCAGGCGGCGAAGGAAAAGGUUCAACCACGGACAUGCCUGCGGCUAACGGGGAAAAACGUAUCCUCCAAGAAAAAGAAACGAGCAAGGACAUGUUCAUUAUCCAAGGUAAAGUUUAUUGUGACCCAUGCCGGAUCCAAAUCCCGACGAAGAUCAGCUACCCGUUGGCAGGUACAAAAGUUAGCCUGGUGUGCCACAAAGCGGAUACAGAUGAGGAAAGCUAUAGAGUGGAUGGAGAGAGUGACGCGAAAGGAAAGUAUAGGCUGGAAGCGGUUGGUGACCAUGCAGAGGAGAUGUGUGAAAUCGUUGUUAGUGAAAGCCCGGACCCCAACUGUCCGGAACUGAUGGAUGACGAGAACCAUGUUAAGGUUUCUUUGACCAACAAGCAUGGGCUCAAAGGCAAGGGUCGGUAUGCCAACCCGCUCGGGUUCAUGGCCUCAGAUGCCGAUCCACGCUGCAAGGAGGCUCUUGACGAGCUUGGUUUUACCGGCAUUUAGAUUUACAAAUUAAGGUGCUAGUUCAAUCAAUGUAAGAAUCUGUUAUAACAAUGUUUUGUUUGGACAUCUCUAGUUGUUUUUUUCUCUAACGUUAUAAUCAAUAGUUUUUA
Messenger RNA from Helianthus annuus (common sunflower), 1855 nucleotides. RefSeq names its product anther-specific protein LAT52. Lineage: Eukaryota; Viridiplantae; Streptophyta; Magnoliopsida; Asterales; Asteraceae. The record is from RefSeq and is a predicted model, not a curated record. Bases 1032 to 1745 code for a protein of 237 amino acids. The transcript has a single exon.